Messenger RNA from Fragaria vesca subsp. vesca, 562 nucleotides. RefSeq lists its product as uncharacterized. The transcript has a single exon. Lineage: Eukaryota; Viridiplantae; Streptophyta; Magnoliopsida; Rosales; Rosaceae. The coding region runs from base 19 to 468 and encodes 149 amino acids. The record is from RefSeq and is a predicted model, not a curated record.
GAGAGAUAAGCACCAAAAAUGGGAGAAGAAGACACAACAUGGGAGCAAAGGAUCAAUGCCUUGACUCACAUCCUCAUCAACCCAACAACCACACCACCUCUCCAUUCCCAGUUCUUUAUCUCCACCCAAAUUCCAUGCUACCUAAACUGGGAAUACCCACCAGUCCUCUGUACCAAAUACUCUUCCUCUAUUCAUCUCAAAUGGGGCAUCUCCCUCUUCCUCAAAAGGGUCUUCAAAUUUGGCCCCCCUGAGAUUUCUUGGAGAUCCAAGUGCCCAUAUCAGAUCCCUCCACCAUUGAUCCUGGCUAAAGGAGUAGAAGAAGCUCAGUGGGAUCCAGAGCAGAAGAGACUGCAGUUCAGGAAGAGGCUAAGAAGAAAACGCUACGGGGUUGAUGUUAAUCCUUGGAUUCCUUUUCUGAUUCCCAAUAUGUUGUUGUUAUCUCUUCUUCUUUGGAACCCAUAUCCCUAAAAGUGGUUGAUUCUUGUUGAUCCUAUCUGGGUUUCUGGGAAAUUUGUGUUUAUUAAUGCUUGAUUAUUAUAUCAAAGAAUGAAUCUUUCAGCUG